ACCGUCGGGAUCCCUGCACGUUGCUCGGAUAGCACUGCACCAGACUCCUGCUGUCCGAGCAAGGAAUCGAAUUAUCAAGCUCGGAUCGCCGCCUCUGCGAAUGUCACCGACAAGUUUUACAACAACAUCCCUGUGGACGCUAAUUUCUCACACGCCGUGCGCCAACAACUAGCGGGAAAGCUGAUGGCUGCGCAGCCAUGCCGUGCCAUGCCAGGGUGUUCAGGGCGGCGCGUGGGUGAUCGGACGCCGUCCCAGCCACAUGGGGGCGGCCAUGGGACGCCUGAUAAGCGAGCAGGGAUGGAUGUUUCAAUCAAGGAAACGAAGGAGAUCCUGCGAAACAAGAAACAGGCAUCUCGUAGACUAUGCUAGCAGAGCAUGGAAGUGCCAGCUUUCCCGGUUUAAGCUGGGACUUUGGAAGUCCCAAAGUCGACCCUUAUUCUAUGGCCUUCGCCGGCCAUUCAUAUCGAGAAUUCGAGAUGCUUCGCUUCCUAGGCCAACCUCAAGAGGUCGUCACAUCUCAAGAGGGCCUUGCGACGCCCUACCCGCAGAGCCGCGGCCCUUCCACAAGCCAUCAACAGGGGUUUCCGUCGGUGCUGGCACCCGUUUAGGCCAUUAGAUGCGAUACCUAGCUGGCUACGGCAAUCAUCAGAGACACAACCAUGAAAGAUAAAACUUGACAAAAGCCCAGUCACGUUCUCAUACAACGCACUCUUGCAAUGUUCCUCUGUCGCGUCUCGGAAACAUCAUGCCCGGCAGUGCAUUCCCUGCUGGCCUCGGCCUUGCCGUGGUCGGACUGGGCACCGAGUAUCCGGCUCACUCCCUGAGGGCCGCGGACUUGGAAGCGCUGAGCAAGAGAUUUUACACAGACUCGCCUGCCAUGGCAAAGGUCAUGGCCAUCAACCGCGCGGCCGGGUUAGAAACCCGCGCCAGCAUCGCACCGCCCGACGACCUCAUCUACAACCAGCAAACCGCCCCUUCCAUCGCCGACCUACACCGCAUCUUCAUGAGCAAAGGCGUGCCGCUCGCCGUCCGCGCCGCCAAAAAGGCCAUCCGCGAGUCCACGUUGCCACCCACCAGCAUCACGCACAUCGUAUCCGCGACGUGCACCGACAGCGCCAACCCAGGCUUCGACCACUUCGUGGCGCGGGGGCUCGGCAUCGUGCACCGCCCGGUCGAAAAGGUCCUGCUGCAUGGCGUGGGCUGCAGCGGCGGGCUGGCGGCGCUGCGGACGGCGGCGGGACUCGCGCUGGGCCACGCCGCGAGGGGGCUGCCCGCGAGGGUGCUGUGCGUGACGCUCGAGGUCAACACGCCGAUGGUGAGGAGCGAGCUGGAUAGUGUCCAGCGGGAUGGCGAGGUGAGGAUCGCGGCGUGUCUGUUCUCGGACGGGGCGACUGCUGUGGUGCUGAGCAACGGGGUCGGCGAACAACAGGCGGCGCAGGAGCCGGUGUACGAGCUGCUGGGCUGGGAGCACCGCAUCAUACCGGACACGGAGGAUGAGAUAGGGUUCCAUGUCGAUCCCGCUGGAUGGAAGGCAGUCCUAACUCCACGAGUUCCCGAAGUCACCGCCGCGGCCAUCCUCCCCACGUUCAACGACCUGCUGGCCGCACUGCUGCCACAACUCCCACCGGGAUACCAGACGCCCGCGGACUUUGACUGGGCGCUGCACCCGGGGGGGCUGGCCAUCUUGCUCAACGCGCAGCGCGCACUGGGCAUCACGCGGGAGCAUCUGCGGGCGAGCUACGACGUGUACGCCACGCGCGGCAACUCUGGGUCCGCGACGGUGUACAGCGUGUUGGACCGUCUCCGUGGGGGACGUGAGAGGCAGAAUGGUACGGCGCAAGAUGAUGGUGAUGAUGAUGAUGAUGAUGCUCAGAAGGGGGCACAAGAUGGAGGAGAGGGCCUGCGCGAGUACGUGGUCGCCUGCGCGUUUGGACCCGGCGUGGCGAUCGAGAUGUGCGUCCUGAGGCGCAGGAUGCCUCGUGUUGAGCAAGGGGCCUGCCUCGAUGCGCAAGGCCUCGCCCAAGGCAUAGCGGAUGUUUCUUGAGAGUUGAAACUAGAUGAAGCGCACCAGCUCUGCGAACUAGAGCCGUCUUCUGAAGCCCGCAGCUGAGGGACGGAUCACGACAUGCAGUGACGACAUGGGGUUCAAUAUCAGUCUCGUGUGGCACAUCUCUCAUCGAGGGGGGGGACGACCGAGGAUCCCUGUGUACUGUACUCACGUUAUCGACGAAUGACGACUAGGCGGUGGUUGUUUCCCGUCAGGUUGAUUGUGAUGGAGGAGGAGGCCGAUAUCAACAUGAACCGGGUCGAGACUGAAGCAUAGGUAUUCAACCGGGGUCACGGUCAACCUGCUCUGCGGCCUCGGGAGCUUAUCCGAGGGGCCGAUCUUGGACCACCCGGCCCCCCGAAGUUGCCUGCCUGCCCUGCCGGCCGGCCGUGUCAGCAACCGGUCGACACGGACGCCCGGUGCAGGCGCAUCACCAAGUCCGCGAUUCACUAGAACUUUGUACAGCACAGCUUCCCCGACGUCUCCCACAAUAGGAAAGCUCCGGUGCGGCCCCGUCAAGCUCUCGAAUGUCACGGGCAACACUCGGGGCUUGCUCCCCUGCCGCGGCGAUUAGAAAUGCAGUGCGCGCAUCAUGGCCGCAGCUGGCGUGCUGCGUGGUGCGUGCCCCUUGGACCCUGGUCAUGUCGCGAAAGCUCCGUGGAGCGCUGGCGACGGGCCUCCGUGGAACUACACGCAAGCCACUUACACUGACACACACUUACACACACACACACACACACACACACCUACACUUACAAUUAUACUGUACACUUACACGUCUUAGAUGUAUGUCGCGCAUAUAUCUCGACAUCUUCCCCGGGCCAUUGCACCAGAUGGGGGCACCUCCUCCUACUCCCCCGUCAUCGUCAUCGUCGCUUCACCCUCGCACGAGUCGCACAAACAUGCCCCCCCUCAUCCGCGUCGCCAUCAUCGGCCUCUCCGCCUCGGCUGUCACCUCGUGGGCCAGCCAAGCGCACCUCCCGUACCUCCUCUCCGCGCGGGGCCGCGCGCGCUUCACCAUCGUCGCGCUAUGCAACUCGAGCGUGGAAGCCGCCCGCGCCGCCAUCCGCGCCUUUGACCUGCCGUCGCCACCGCCAUCACCGUCC
This is a messenger RNA of Purpureocillium takamizusanense, 3153 nucleotides long. RefSeq lists its product as uncharacterized. Gene Ontology annotation, molecular function: acyltransferase activity, transferring groups other than amino-acyl groups. Lineage: Eukaryota; Fungi; Ascomycota; Sordariomycetes; Hypocreales; Ophiocordycipitaceae. The transcript is spliced from 3 exons. The record is from RefSeq and is a predicted model, not a curated record. Gene Ontology annotation, biological process: polyketide biosynthetic process. Bases 746 to 2044 code for a protein of 432 amino acids.